Mus musculus (house mouse) is the source of this 4501-nucleotide messenger RNA. It is a transcript of the gene Snap91, whose product is annotated as synaptosomal-associated protein 91. Gene Ontology annotation, biological process: clathrin coat assembly; membrane fusion; clathrin-dependent endocytosis. Gene Ontology annotation, molecular function: phospholipid binding; clathrin heavy chain binding; molecular adaptor activity. Lineage: Eukaryota; Metazoa; Chordata; Mammalia; Rodentia; Muridae. The record is from RefSeq and is marked validated. The transcript has 31 exons. Gene Ontology annotation, cellular component: plasma membrane; clathrin-coated vesicle; clathrin-coated pit. The coding region runs from base 1198 to 3081 and encodes 627 amino acids.
UGCGCCGAGCGCUAGAGAGACGCGGCGGCGCUGGCGGAGGCGGCGGCGGGUGGGGACCGCGGGGACCGCGGAGCUGAGACAGGGGCCGGGCCGGGGCUACAGGCAUCGCGGCCCGGGGACACCAGGGCGGUGCGUGUCUGCACUCAGCUACCUCGCGCGGCGUCCGGGCUGCGGUGCUCCUGGGGCGGGAAGAGGAGGCGGUAGACGCGGCCGGUGAAGAUGUCGGGCCAAACGCUCACGGAUCGGAUCGCCGCCGCUCAGUACAGCGUGACUGGCUCUGCUGUAGCAAGAGCAGUCUGCAAAGCCACCACUCAUGAGGUGAUGGGCCCCAAGAAGAAGCACCUGGACUAUUUGAUCCAGGCUACCAAUGAGACCAAUGUCAAUAUCCCUCAGAUGGCCGACACCCUCUUUGAGCGGGCGACAAACAGUAGCUGGGUGGUGGUAUUUAAAGCUUUAGUGACCACACACCAUCUCAUGGUGCAUGGAAAUGAGAGAUUUAUUCAGUAUUUGGCCUCUAGGAAUACGCUAUUCAAUCUCAGCAACUUUCUAGAUAAAAGUGGAUCCCACGGUUAUGAUAUGUCUACGUUCAUACGGCGUUACAGUAGAUACUUGAAUGAAAAGGCUUUCUCCUACAGACAGAUGGCAUUUGACUUUGCCAGAGUGAAGAAAGGGGCUGACGGUGUCAUGAGGACGAUGGUUCCUGAAAAGCUCCUGAAGAGUAUGCCAAUCCUGCAGGGGCAGAUCGAUGCACUGCUGGAGUUUGAUGUGCAUCCAAAUGAACUAACCAAUGGUGUCAUAAAUGCUGCAUUUAUGCUUCUUUUCAAAGAUCUUAUCAAACUGUUUGCUUGCUACAAUGACGGCGUCAUUAACUUACUUGAAAAAUUUUUCGAGAUGAAGAAAGGUCAAUGCAAAGACGCGCUAGAAAUUUACAAGCGAUUUCUAACUAGAAUGACGAGGGUGUCUGAAUUCCUCAAGGUCGCCGAGUACUUGACUCAUGCUGGUACAAGAAAUGAUGACAUCACUAUACCUCUGGUGGGACGGCCAGUGGGUCCUUAUCUUACAUGUGGACUGACUGAGUGCUAGAGCCGGGGUACAGUGUGACAGGCUCCAGACUCAGUAGCAAAGCCGAUGAUACUGUAGCAAGUUGGUAUUGAUAAAGGUGACAUUCCCGACCUCACACAGGCUCCCAGCAGUCUUAUGGAGACCCUUGAACAACAUCUAAAUACCCUAGAAGGAAAGAAACCUGGAAACAAUGAAGGAUCUGGUGCUCCCUCUCCACUAAGUAAGUCUUCUCCAGCCACAACUGUUACAUCUCCUAAUUCUACACCAGCUAAAACUAUCGACACAUCCCCGCCAGUUGACAUAUUUGCAACAGCAUCCGCGGCUGCCCCAGUCAGCUCUGCUAAGCCAUCAAGCGAUCUCCUUGAUCUUCAGCCCGACUUCUCUGGAGCAGCUGCGGGGGCAGCAGCACCUGUAGUGCCUCCUUCUGGGGGUGCGACCGCCUGGGGAGACCUUUUGGGAGAGGAUUCCUUGGCUGCACUUUCCUCUGUUCCCUGUGAAGCACCGAUUUCAGACCCAUUUGCACCAGAGCCUUCCCCUCCUACUACAACCACUGAGCCUGCUUCAGCCUCUGCCUCGACCACCACAGCUGUGACGGCUGUCACUACGGAAGUGGAUCUCUUUGGAGAUGCCUUUGCAGCUUCUCCUGGGGAGGCCCCUGCAGCAUCCGAAGGGGCUACCGCACCAGCUACCCCGGCCCCAGUGGCUGCAGCUCUUGAUGCAUGCUCAGGAAAUGACCCUUUUGCCCCAUCUGAAGGUAGCGCAGAGGCUGCACCUGAGCUGGACCUCUUUGCAAUGAAGCCACCUGAGACCAGCGCUCCUGUAGUUACCCCUACAGCUAGCACAGCCCCUCCAGUUCCCGCAACUGCUCCUUCUCCUGCUCCCACGGCUGUGGCAGCCACUGCUGCCACCACCACCGCCGCCGCUGCAGCUACCACCACUGCCACCACCUCUGCUGCUGCUGCCACCACCGCCGCUGCUCCUCCUGCUCUAGAUAUCUUUGGUGAUUUGUUUGAUUCUGCUCCUGAAGUUGCUGCAGCACCUAAGCCAGACGCGGCUCCUAGCAUAGACCUGUUUGGCACAGAUGCUUUCUCCUCCCCGCCACGAGGGGCCUCUCCGGUGCCUGAGAGUUCUCUCACUGCUGACCUCUUAUCUGUGGACGCAUUUGCAGCGCCGUCUCCUGCAUCCACUGCCUCUCCUGCAAAGGCGGAGUCCUCGGGUGUCAUAGACCUUUUUGGGGAUGCGUUUGGAAGUGGUGCUUCUGAAACCCAGCCAGCACCACAGGCUGUUUCUAGUUCAUCAGCAUCGGCAGAUCUACUAGCUGGAUUUGGGGGUUCUUUCAUGGCCCCUUCUACAACGCCAGUGACUCCAGCUCAGAAUAACCUGCUGCAACCCAGUUUCGAGGCAGCUUUUGGAACGACGCCUUCGACUUCAAGCAGCAGCUCUUUUGACCCAUCAGUGUUUGAUGGUUUAGGCGAUCUUCUGAUGCCAACCAUGGCACCAUCCGGGCAGCCUGCCCCUGUCUCAAUGGUCCCACCCAGUCCUGCAAUGGCAGCCAGCAAAGGCCUCGGAAGUGACCUUGACUCGUCUCUGGCCAGUUUAGUAGGCAAUCUUGGGAUUUCUGGUACCACAUCAAAAAAGGGAGAUCUCCAGUGGAAUGCUGGGGAGAAAAAGCUGACUGGUGGAGCCAACUGGCAACCGAAAGUCACUCCAGCCACAUGGUCAGCGGGUGUUCCCCCGCAAGGCACUGUUCCACCAACCAGCUCAGUCCCUCCGGGUGCCGGGGCCCCGUCCGUUGGGCAACCUGGAGCAGGAUUUGGAAUGCCUCCUUCAGGGACAGGCAUGACCAUGAUGUCUCAGCAGCCAGUCAUGUUUGCACAGCCCAUGAUGAGGCCACCCUUUGGAGCUGCAGCUGUGCCCGGCACACAGCUUUCUCCAAGCCCUACACCUGCCACUCAGAGUCCCAAGAAACCUCCAGCCAAGGACCCGUUAGCGGAUCUUAACAUCAAGGAUUUCUUGUAAACAAUUUAAGCUGCAAUUUUUGUGACUGAAUAGGAAAAAACUAACCUGAGUUUGGAAACUUCAGAUAAGAUUGAUGCUCAGUUUCAAAGUGAGCCACCAGUACCAAACCCAGUGCUGACGCGUAACUUCCUCUCCCAAGCACACAGCCCAGCUGUGGCAGUGAACAUUAGGAAUGUGUACUCUUUAGCUGUUACCCUGCUCUUCCAGCUCGUAGCGUAUUCGGGUUCUUUGUGUGUUGUACGAAGUAAACCAUGAGUGAAUGAAUGGUUCCAAUGCCUUUAGUGCUUUUCUGGACGUUGCCCGUGGACGGAGGAUGACGCAGCUGUUCUGUGGUGAGCCAUUUGGAAAGAUGUGUCUGUGUUUUCGAAAGGUUUCGAUGUAUAUAUAACUUUUGGACAAACUCAAGUCCUCCCAUGAACUUUCUCUUCUCUUCUGUACCUCUGUUACAAGCGUAAUGUGAUACUAUCAGCUAGUGAGACAAACACUCUUAACUAUACAAAAACUUUUUCGGUGUGGAGUACAUUUUUCCAAUCACAGAAACUUCCAACUUGUUGUGAGAAAUGUUUAUUUUUGUGCACUGUAUAUGUUAAGAAAUUUUAUUUUAAAAAAAAAUGAAGUCUAAUGUCCAUAAUAAAACUUCUCCUUGAUGAAGCUACCUUAUCAAGAAUGAGAAAAACCAUAUGAGAAGUCCAUAUUUAUCACUGCUAUAUUAAGAUAUAUAUUUUAAUUAUAUUUGCAGGGUUUGCAUCUAAAUUGACCUAUUUAUUCAUUUGUGAUCAAAGGCACCGAAAAGUGGAGCUUGUUUCUAUUGUGUCUGUGACAAUGCAGUUAGAGAUGUGCUGUUUCUGUGACUACGAACGUGCCCCAAGAGACAUCUGUAACUUAAAGAGAACUGCAAAUAUUUUUUAUUUCAGUGUGGGUUUACGUACAUCUGUUCAGUUAGUAUUUCUUUGUGUGUUCUAUAGAGUAGUGUUUCUCCAUCCUUCAAUUGAGCUCAAAGUGACUUCUAUUGUACCUUUGUGAUAGGAUUGAAACCAAUUCAGCGAAUUGUAUCUUUUAAUGUACAUAAUGUAUUCUUUGAUUUUCAGUUUGUUGUCAUACUGUCUGUGCCGAUGGCUUGGCUGAAGAUUUUGAUGCGUACACAAGGUCACUGUUGAUCAGUGUUGUUUAGUGGCUUGGCAGCUCUUUGUAAAAGCAUAUUGGGUUGGAAAGGCAUUUGCCUAUUUUUCAAAUUAUUUAAUAGAUGUAUGGUACCCUUUAAAGUGGUUGUAUCUGAAUUUACUGUGGGGAUAACAUACACUGUAAUGGGGGAAAAUUACCUAAAACCAAUUUCAAAAUGGCUUUUCUUUGUAUUUUGGUUUAAAAACCCAGUGCAUGUCUGCCCUCUGAGAUGCAAUAAACACCUUGAACCAAGAAAAUG